This is a messenger RNA of Branchiostoma floridae (Florida lancelet), 8424 nucleotides long. RefSeq names its product GREB1-like protein. The transcript is spliced from 31 exons. The record is from RefSeq and is a predicted model, not a curated record. Bases 124 to 6243 code for a protein of 2039 amino acids. Lineage: Eukaryota; Metazoa; Chordata; Leptocardii; Amphioxiformes; Branchiostomatidae. Gene Ontology annotation, biological process: multicellular organism development.
CAGGAUUAGCAGGUCAGAUGGGUCUAGCCCAUUUUUAUGCAAAUGAGUGAGGUCAAGCUUGCAGCAGUUGUCUAAACAGUGGUCAACAGCAUUCAUUGAUGAGGACAGGGCAGGGCUGCCAGCAUGAGAAAGAAGGGGACUCCCAAGUCCCUGGACAGGGAUGUUAGUGAUGGAGUUCAGGAGGAAGAAAGGGGUCAGCAGGGCACAGUUUCAUUGACCAAGAGCGAGGGGUUGUUUUUCACCGAAGAAAACCCCUUGUCACUUCUGUUGUUCAAGAACAUUCUUUGGGCAAUGGGGAAUACCCACGGACAGUUGAAGUCCUCCCGAUUCGAGGCAGCGCUGCACAGCUCCAUUGAGCAGUCCCUUCGGUCCCAGGAUGUAGCUCCACGUCCUGUCUUCUCCCAGCUGUACCUGGACAAACAGCAAGGCCAUGUGCGCCCACCAGGACCAGAAAAUAUAGAUGUGAAACCCAACAUAAAAGAGUUAGAAGCAGCUCCGAGGGACAGACACAGCAGUGCCAGUAGCACCAGUGGUUACCGUGGCAACCCGCCAGCGGAACAGCCCAGUGUGGACCAGUCAUAUGAGGACGAGGAGAAGGAGGACCCCCCUGGGAGCCCCCAGCAGCCCUACAGGUUCCCCACCCCCCCAGAGGGGGCAUGUCAGACACCAGGGUACUGCCAGGCAGGAAAAGACAUCCGUCUGACAUCCCUGAGAGAGGUGAAGUUGACCCUGCCCGAGGGUUUUGUCCUGGUUGGAGCCAAGAGCCCGAACCUUACCAAUAACAUCCUGGUGGCAGCUGUGGAUGCCAGGUUCCUGCCCAACCCUAAAACCAACCUGGCAUUGCUAGGUUUCAGUGGGAACUGUAUCGGAUGUGGGGAACAGGGUUUCCGUUACUUCACAGAAUUCUCUGCACAUAUCAACAUGCGGCUGACGACACAACCCAAGAAGCAGAAGCACCUCAAGUAUUACAUAGUGCGGAACAACCUGGGUCUGCUGGUUAGGGGACCUCUGGUGCCAUGGAAAGUGGUGUCCCCGGAGGUGCGUAAGCGAGGGUUCCCCAUGGCCCCCCAGGUGGUGUCCCCGCUCCUGUCUGCAGGUGAGAAGAUGUUGGCAGGAGCAGCCUCCUCUCAAGCGGCCCAAGGUGCCCAGCAGGCUACCAUCAGUUACCAUGCCAACCGUGUCCCAGCAUCCCUCCUGGCCGCUCAGCAGCAGCACCCCUCCCCCCAGCCGCGCCCUUCCACCAUCAAGUACGGAGGAGGAGGCAGCCCGCCGCUGCCCAAUGGACCCAGCCCUCCCGACGGGUCCGCUCAGCCACCAAAGAAGAGACACAAGGGGUGGGGACCAGGAAGACCAGACACCAUGUCUAACCUGAACCUGGUCAUGCCCCCCCACCCUGCCAUGCAAGCCGAGUCCGUGUUCAUCCAGCCUGGCCUGCUCAACAUCUGCUGCACCAAGCCUGUCGUCCUGGCCUGCCACGGAAACCUGCCCUAUCUCCACGGUAACGUCAACGACGUGGUGGUCAGCACCCUGCUGGUGGACUGCUACAAGCCCGUCCAGAUGCCGCCCAAGCUGCUGGAGGGCCUGGGACUGACCAACGCCCCUCCGCUGAGCGUGGAGACCAUGGCACUGCUGACCGUGCAGUACCUGGUGCAGCUGGGAAAUGAGAAGGUCCCUCUGCGUGAAGAGUUUGACGCCAUCUUGCUGCAGGCGCGGCAGGAGUCGGCCAUUAAGGACAAGAACAUGCAACAGCAUGCCCAGUUCCUGUCCGUCGCACCUGCACAGCUGCCCUGGCUCGCUAAAGUCGCUGCUAGCGCUUCCAACGGACUUGUCAGGAUUGUGAAUGCCCAAGCCUCGCUAGCAGAGGGCAUCUCGGAGACCCUGCAGAUGAUCUGUAUGCCUCAGCCCUACACCAGAUACCCUUCCUUUGUCGUGGUGAUCCACGUCUCCCGACACAGGGGCACCGAAUUCUGCGUACUGGUCACAGGUGUGCACCAGGCGCGAGUGGUGGCAGAGAGCAUGCUGUCGGCCAGUGAUUGUUUCAAGGAGAUCAGCUAUGAGAUCAUCACAGGCAAAUUCAACCUACUUACCUCACACUUCAAGGAGCCCAACACUGCCAUGUCAGUUCCUGUGAAGAAGCACGCAGCUCACAUCCCAGGCAACAGUGAACUGGACAAGCUGCUGGAUGACUUUGUGGGCCCGAUGUCAGGGGAGGUCAUGGUGCCGUACCACGGAGGGGAGCUCCACAGGGUCAGGGAGGAUGUGGCCAAGGACAUGGUCCCUGACAAGCAACCAGAUGUGUCCACGGAUCACCAGGAGCUUCACCCCGUCCAGAUCGCCGUGGCGAUGAAGAUCCUGUCUCAGGUGUGUGCCAUCGCUGACUCCGGCACGCAGAGCCUGGACCUGGGGCGCUUCAGUAAGGUGGACAUCCUGGUCAUGUUGCCGCCCUCCAACAUCCUGUACAACCAGACAGUGGAGCGGCUCAAGCAGUCAGGUGUCCUUGUGGACUUGGGUAUGGAGACAGCGUCCUCCAUCGACCAGAAGGUUGAUCAGUACGUGAUGAAGUGUGACAGUGUGGCGGAGAACCAGGCCAAGUUUGAGUCCUUUGUGAAGCACGUCCGCCAGCACCCCUACACACUGCACGUGCUUAUACAGGACCAGGCUCAUGUGGAUGUCAACAGGCACUCCUCUGGGAACAUGGGCUUGGCUGACAAGUACAUCAACUGUAAGGAUUUUGCCGACGCGCCCAACCUGCUGACGCUGCAAGUCAGCGCCUCACCCUUCUCUCUGCAGACACAGAAGUCCCGAGUAACCCCCCACAACGAAGUCUUCUGGCCCAGCAACAUCAAACAGAACCCCAACGUCCCCCCUGAGGACACCGUGUACUUCGGUGUGAGCGACUACUGCAGAACUGCAGACUGGAGUAACCACAUGCCUGCCCUGCGCUCAGACGAUUCCUUCGAGCAGAUGUCUACUUCUCUCCUGGCCAAGUAUCCCAAGCUGCACAGCAUGGUGAUUCGGACGUACAUCCUGGUCCGCCACUACUCUGCCGCCCUGAUGACCAUCGCAGGCGUCCCCGGCGCCCAGGAGAUGACCACCACAGAGACCCUCAACAUGCUGCAGGACGUGGUCAACGCCCCCCUGACCAGCCCCGGCGGGCGGGGCAGCAUGCUGCUGCUGCGCGUUCCCUCCAUCCAGCUGGCCAUGGUGGCCUACGAUAAGCUGCACAGCGUGCGGGACAAGCUGGGUCUGCAGUACAGGUUCGACGUCAUUCUCAGCAGUGCCAACACUGACCUGACUCUGGAGGAGUACUUCCUCAAGAGGAUGCAGGCUUGGCGAGGAGAGUUGGACAACCCUGAGAGGAAGUCGUCCUGGGUGCCCCGCACCUACUGUGACCUGGAUGGUCUGCCGUGUAUACUCAUCCUGUGUGGGAAGGACCCACUAGGGGAGACCAUGCCCAGGUCUCUGAAGUACUGUGACCUGCGGUUGGUCAACCACGGUCAUGUGACUCGUGCCAGCCUGGAGCAGGAGAUCAGUCUGGGCUGUCGCUACAUCAGCCGUGACGUCGUCAACGAGCCAAUCACGGUGUGCGACAUGAGUGACGAGGACAGCCAGAGCGACAGUGAAAUGGACAACGAUGAUGGCGACCUGCAGAUCGACACAGAUCGCCCUCGGAGUAAUUCUUCAGAUGUACAGCAGACAUCUCCCGGCUUCUCAGGUAAUCAAGCUCAGCACAACGGUUCGGUCUCCGACUCCACCAGGAACCCCAACGACAACGUCGGCAGGUCUUCUCCCGACUCCGCCCAGGACAGCGGGAAGGAGUCGCAGGGCAACAGCGUCCCCGAGAUGUCACCCCAGCAGCCCCAGGCGUCGGUCACGUCCCUACAGGGCAUGGUGGAGAACUCUAUAGACAUGAUCUAUGGGAAGGAGAAGAACAGUAACAGCCAUGAGGGCGACGCAGACCUGCCGAACGAACCGUUCGAGCAGCGGGAAGCAGCAGCAGCACGUGACCGCAGCGGAACGUCCCCCAUGGCUAGCGUGAAAAGUUCCGUCAGUAAAGACAACCUCCCCACCACAUCUACCUCAUCUCUGGGCCAGCACAAGCCGUCGUCGAGCAGAAUAGCGGGGUCCUCCCUGCUCCCGGUGACGAUCAUCGUAUCAAAGACUGCGUACGAUAUCCUCAGACCGGAUCCUCAGGGAAAACAGCGGCACAUCUCCUUACAGCCCCACCCUGAUGUGGGGUGGAUCUGCCCACUCAGGCCCAUGUUGUUAGGGGAGGUCACCAACGAAGUGCAGUCAGCAUACUACAGGCAAUGGACGGAGCCUCUGCAGCAUCACAUGGACACAGACAACAAGGGUGAGAACAGCCUGCCAGUGUUCCACCCCAGGCGACUGCUGCUGAGCGGACCCCCACAGGUCGGCAAGACGGGUGCGUACCUGCAGUUCCUGCGGGUGCUGUUCCGCAUGUUGAUCCGCCUGCUGGAGGUGGAGGUCUACAACGAGGAGGAAAUCAACAUGGACCGCGAGUCCCCGGCCGUCAGCCUGGUCUACAACGACAACCAGACCACGCACCUGACCGCCAAGUGGCCUGACUACGAGUUUGUGCGCAGCAUGCCGUUUGAUGCCAACCUCCACGAGGGAAAGUACAUGUCAUGCAGUCCUGUGUAUGCUGGUGCAGAGAAGAAAGAUAACAGUCCAGCUGUGAACAAGGAUUCCCGGAGACCCACCAUGUCCAUCAUGUUGUCCAAGUUCAGUGCACACAACAGCUUCCACCACUGUGAGCACUGCCACCACUACAUGGAGUCAGUAACACCACAGCAGACGCGUGAGUCCAGCCUGUACAGCUUCACCUUCCCGUCUGCCGUGUACGGGGAGGAGGUCCGUCUGCACUUCAUCAUCCCGCAGACGCAGGAGAAACACUUCGUGUUCAGUAAGCAGGGGCACCACCUGGAGAGCCUCAGGCUGCCAUCACUGGAAGAUGCGGGGCACAACGACAUCAAGACGCCGAUCUUCACGCCCACGUGCAGUCGGCAGGAGCACGGGCUGCUGAACCUGUUCCACGCCAUGGAGGGGGGGCGCCACACCCACAUGGUGGUGGUGAAGCAGUGCGAGAUGGCGCUGUACCAGAAGUUCUGGCCCAACCACAUCAUCCUCGUGCUGCCGGUCGUCUGCAACGAUGCUGGCAUCGGAGCUGCACGGUUCCUGGUGAAGGAGCUGGCCUACUACAACCUGGAGCUGGAGCGCAACCGUCAGGAGGAGCUGGGCGUGCGGCGCCAGGACGUCUGGCCCUACGUCAUCAUCAUGGACGACUCGCUGGUCAUGUGGAACAUGCACGACAGCACACAGGAGGACAAGCAAACUCAGAACAUCUCCCUGAAGAGCGUGAUCCAGCACCUGGAAGCCACGCCCAAGAUCACCCACUUCAGCAUGCUGGGUGCGCGGCAGUGGAGCGGGAAGUCCACGGUGGACGUGAGCAUGCAGCCGUUCUCGCGCUGUCACCUGCACAGCUUCAUCAUGCUCAACGUGGAUGCCACACAGAAUGUGCAGUAUGACCAGAACAGAUACUACUGUGAAGACAUUGACUUCAACAUGCGGAUCAGCAGCGGGAAUGGACUGCUGUGCCGCUUCAACCGGUUCUCGUUCAUGAAGAAGGCCAUACACGUGGGCGGGGGUAUGGACUUCCCCAUGAAGCCAAAGGUUGCCAAUGCCAACACACAGAACAUCACCACCAGACAGUUUGUAGCUGCCCCUGACAGUGAGGACCUGGUGCCGCUGGUGGCCCCCCCACAGUUCCUGCUGGAGAAGUACCUGGCACACGAGAGCAAGGCUCUGUUCCCCAUGGCCAUGGACAACCACCUGACUCCUGUCCUGGCCAUCGACUGCUACCUCAACCUAGGAGCUCAGAUCUCUGUAGCCUACAUGAGCUCCCGACCCCACUCCGUCAAAACGGACUCAGACUGCCGCUUCAGCGGGCUGCUGCUCUACCUGUGUGACAGUUUUGUCAUGGCCGACUUCCUCAAGAAGUUCAACUUUGUUCCUGGAGCCACUCUGUGUGUCAUCUGUCCUGACCGGAACACGUUGCGGAGACAAAUCGCCCGGCUGGAGCUGGAGGACCAGUGGCGCUUCCGCCUGCGUGAUGAGUUCCAGACAGCCAACACUGCGGAGGACAAGCCGCUCUACUUCCUCACAGGCCAGCACAUCGCACCCAAGGUGCCAGCGUUCAACGACAAAGCACAAUGGACUUAAGUGACAUUACACGUUCAAGGAGCUAUCAAUGCGCACAUAUGGUAUGUUCUGUACCUGUCAUUUAUGCUGCGAAUCUGAGAAGACUUUUCUCAACACCUGAGCAGCUUUAGCAAGGUUAAGUCAAGCCAAGAACAAGACUAAGUCCCCCUCUACAAAUUCCCAAAGUGGUCGGCCGUAAUCCUUACCUUAUGAUCACCAAGUACAAUGUAUGUUAAGGAAACAUAAAAAAACUCAAAAUCAAGUGUAGUAUUACACUAUUUUGUAUGUUGUUAAGAUAAAUGGUGUUCAUUUCCUAAAAGAGCAACAGCAGAGAGAACAUCAAAGUUCCUCAGUGACUGUGAUUUUUUAUGUUUUUUUUUAACACAUCAAAAGUUGGAAUGGGAUACCAUUUCAGUACACAGUAGAAAAGGUUUCCCUUGAAAGUGACUCGGCCUGAAAUGAUAUUGCAUCCAACAUUUUUCAAGCUGCAUGACAGAAAUGAAUGACGGACAAAAUUUCGUCUGAUCGAUGAGUUGUACAGAGUCGUUAGAUUCUUUAAGUGGGACUACACUGUAUCAUUAUCCUCCAAAUUGGUAAUGCCAUAUCUGUCAGUCUCAAAAUUCCUUCAUUACUCACAAGGUAAAUAGAUGGGAACUUGGAUCCGAACAGCAUUUGCAUAUCACAUUUGUGACAGCAUCAGUGAUCUACUACUCGACCAGAUAUGCACAUUUAUUUAUGUACAGUGCUGUUUGUACACACAUUGUCAUCCUGAAGGGAACAUACCCUUGUACUUGUGAUUGCACCUGUCCGUGAUUGUGUAAGUGCAGAUAUACUGUCUAAUGAAUGGUAUAAAUUGUAAUCAGUGUUUCUACAUGUACUUUUCUAGGCAUUAAGUUAUAGUUUCUGAAAACCGUUGAAGAUGGAAAUCUAUGGUCACGUUUGAAAAUCUACCUCUCAAAGGCACUUGUACUUAGUGCUACAUACUGGGACACCAGUGAACGCAAUGCGCAUAUGGAUAAGGUAAAAAGCCAGCUCUUCCAGGGCCCAGCCACACCAUGUAGUCAAAUAGAGGUUUUCAUGGAGAUUUUUUCUGGCCUGUUGGGCCCAACCUUUUAGCAGGGUAGACAUUUCACUGCCACUAUCAGUGUUAUAUAUACUACAGUACAGCACGCUGUAAUCGAUCAUUGCAAUGGUAGUCUGUUAUCACAUGCUGAGACGGAGUGUAACAGAAAGAAGUUAUUUUGUAGCCUGGAGAAAGGCCCAUACAGUUAGCUCAUGUACCUAAAGUAAGGUAAAGCAGUGGUACACAGUUAUGGUAAAAAUAUAUAUAUAUAAAGAAUAUAUAUAUCUAUAAUACAUUGGUAGGGACACAUUCCAUGCACGGUGAAGAAAACCUGGACUAUUUUUCUUGUGGCCUGGAACAGACAACGUCCAAACAAUGCAAUGACACAUUCUCAGGGCUUGUACAUACAACAUACUUAUAAGUCAUACUUAAAAACCUUUGUAUACAGCAUUAUACUCAUGAGAAAAGUAGUUGUAAGGUCAUUUUUGUUCUAAUGUACAUUUUUGGUGACUGCAAAGGGAAGUAGCCACGAAAAGCAGUAAGUAUUUUGACACCUAAUAACCUUGUCUUACCUACAUGUAAUCGUUCACAAGGUGGACUGCCACCAUCCAAACUAAUUUAGUCCAUGAAUGUACAUAUAAUUUUAUAUUUAAGUCAGAUUAUAUUUUAAUUACCUUUGAAUGCCAGAUUAUUUGUACUUCUUUACAUGCUAUAUAAAUAUCUAUGAAUGUAGUAGCUGUGGAGAGUGGUGUACAUGGGGAAAUGUUAUGCAUAAUUUUUACCAAAUCUUGAAUGAGUUGGAAAUUAUGUGAGUCGUCAUUCGAAAUAAUGUGCUUAAUUACUGAAAAUGAAGAUUUUACAGAUUAAAUCAUAUCAGCCAUAAGAAUUGUGGACAGGGUCAAGGCCAAUAAGCUGCUGUUACAAAUUUGCAGAAUCGUGACUCUCUUUCUCUGUUUGGAGUACAGUCAAUAUUGGAUUAGCCCCAUGUACACCUCCAGUACUAGCUUAGGAUGACCCAGUAACUAACCAUGAAGUGAAAUGUGUGUGUGUGACUUUUGCAGUGGUGGCAGCACCAGACCUAUGGUAGGUCUUAUCUACAUGCACCCAGUAUUAUUAAUAAAAGGAGUGCAAAGAAAUCA